Molecule: messenger RNA, 478 nt
Organism: Passer montanus (Eurasian tree sparrow)
Lineage: Eukaryota; Metazoa; Chordata; Aves; Passeriformes; Passeridae
Product: plasminogen activator inhibitor 1-like
Exons: 3
Source: RefSeq, a predicted model, not a curated record
AUGCGGGUGACCCAGGUGGCCCUGGUGGCCCUGGUGGCCCUGGUGGCCCUGGUGGCCUUGGCGGGCUCAGGGACACCGGAACCCGCCCAGGUGGCCCAGCUGGUGACAGAUUUCGGGCUGCGGCUGUUCCGGGCGGCGCUGGUGGCCCGCGGUGACACCAACGUGGUCUUCGCGCCCUACGGGGCCACCUCGGUGCUGGUGGCCCUGCAGGUGGCCACGGCCGGGAGGGGACGGCGGCAGCUGGAGGCGGCCACCGGCUUCAGCAUCGACGGGCUGGUGGCCAGCCUGGUGGCCCCCGGGGUGGUGGCUCCCGGUGUCCGGCUCCUGGUGGCCAGCGCCGAGUUCUUCGGGGGGGCCUGGGCCGUGCCCUUCCCCCCCCGCGCCACCCGCGCCCGGCCCUUCCUGCGCCCCGGGGACACCGAGGCCACCGCGGCCAUGAUGGAGGUGACGCUGCGCCUGCGCUGCGGUGACUUCGAGU